This is a messenger RNA of Darwinula stevensoni, 312 nucleotides long. The record is from the annotation of a GenBank genome assembly. NCBI's taxonomy places the organism in Eukaryota, Metazoa, Arthropoda, Ostracoda, Podocopida, Darwinulidae.
AUGGAUGGAGGUGGUGGUAACAGCAGUCUCAGUGGGUUAGAUGUCCCAGGUGGGGCCCUUUCUGGGAGUCAGAGGGAUGAAAUCAUGGACCAAGUCAAACAACAAAUAGCCAUUGCCAAUGCACAGGAACUCUUACAGCGGAUGUCAGACAAAUGCUUCAAGAAAUGCAUCAGCAAGCCAGGCACAUCCUUAGACUCCUACGAACAAAGGUGCAUAUCAAUGUGCAUGGACCGAUACAUGGAUACUUGGAAUGUGGUGUCACGGACUUAUGCUAAUCGUCUGCAGAGAGAAAGGGGCAAGAUGGGUUUCUGA